Prunus dulcis (almond) is the source of this 1509-nucleotide messenger RNA. Its product is annotated as probable pyridoxal 5'-phosphate synthase subunit PDX1. Gene Ontology annotation, molecular function: amine-lyase activity. The record is from RefSeq and is a predicted model, not a curated record. The coding region runs from base 239 to 1177 and encodes 312 amino acids. Gene Ontology annotation, biological process: amino acid metabolic process; pyridoxine biosynthetic process; pyridoxal 5'-phosphate biosynthetic process. Lineage: Eukaryota; Viridiplantae; Streptophyta; Magnoliopsida; Rosales; Rosaceae. The transcript has a single exon.
UUUGAAAAAGAAAAUUGGAGUUGCCAAAAAUAGAGAACGGAAAUUUAGACCAAAUAUUAAGAGUUGGGUUUGGGGAUUUAACUAAUCAAAACUAGUCCCUGGUCCCUAGCCAUUAUUUUAUCUAAUUUGCAUUUCCCAUAUCGUCAUCAUCAUCUUCUUCUCCCUCUCUCUCCACUUACUCUCCACUCUCCACCACCUUCCUUCUUCCUCGCGAUCUCGCCUUCCCAAUUUCCCAAAAAUGGCUGACAGCAGCGGCGUCGUCACCGUCUACGGAAAAGGCGCUAUAUACGAAACCACGACCAAAUCCUCCCCAUUCUCCGUCAAAGUUGGCCUCGCCCAAAUGCUCCGCGGCGGCGUCAUCAUGGACGUCGUCAACCCCGCGCAGGCCCGCAUCGCCGAGGAGGCCGGCGCAUGCGCCGUCAUGGCCCUUGAGCGCGUCCCCGCCGACAUCCGAUCGCAGGGCGGCGUUGCCCGAAUGUCCGACCCGCAGCUCAUCAAGGAGAUCAAGCGCUCCGUCACCAUCCCCGUCAUGGCCAAAGCUCGCAUCGGCCACUUCGUCGAGGCCCAAAUCCUCGAGGCCAUCGGCGUCGACUACGUAGACGAGAGCGAGGUCCUGACCCUCGCCGACGACGAGCACCACAUCAACAAGCACAACUUCCGCGUCCCGUUCGUCUGCGGCUGCAGGAACCUCGGCGAGGCUCUUCGCCGGAUCCGGGAGGGUGCGGCGAUGAUCCGGACGAAGGGGGAGGCCGGCACCGGAAACAUCGUCGAGGCCGUGAGGCACGUGCGGCAAGUGAUGGGGGACAUCAGGGUUUUGCGGAACAUGGAUGACGACGAGGUGUUCGCGUACGCGAAGAGAAUCGCGGCGCCGUACGAUCUCAUGAUGCAGACGAAGCAGCUCGGGAGGCUGCCGGUGGUGCAGUUCGCCGCCGGUGGCGUGGCAACGCCUGCCGAUGCGGCGUUGAUGAUGCAGUUGGGGUGCGAUGGGGUUUUCGUCGGGUCGGGUGUGUUUAAGAGUGGUGACCCUGCCCGGAGGGCUCGGGCCAUUGUGCAGGCUUCGACCCAUUAUAGUGACCCAGAUGUGCUGGCUGAGAUCAGCUGUGGAUUGGGUGAGGCCAUGGUUGGGAUUAAUCUGAAUGACGAGAAGGUUGAGAGGUACGCGUUUCGGUCUGACUGAAUUUGGUGAGUUGAAUUUUGGAGCUUUUGGGUGAAGCCCAAAGGGCUAAAGGCUAAAAGCCCCUCUUUUAGAAGAAAAUGAACAUUGCACCAUAUAUAAUUAUAUACCAUUUUUUCAUAUUGGAUUCAUUAGCUGUGGUAAUUUUACUUUCAUGGCUCAAGAGAGUAAUUUUACUCUUGGAUUUAUUGCUGGGUUUUCUUUCUUUUAUAGAUGUAGCCUAGGCAAGGCAACAAUAUUGUUAGAAUCACUGUCAAUUGGAUUCUCAAGUUCUAUUUGUCUUAGUUCAUUGCAAUUUGCAAGAUAUAUUCAUGCAGUUCUAGUAUAAUGAUUAA